CGGCGGCCCUGCUGCGCGGUGGUUGCCGGGUGCCGCACGCCUUCCCUUUCCUCGCCUCUGCCUUUUACCCCCGCUCCCAUCCCCGCCCCCACGGCCGCUCCGCUCCCUGGCGUGACUCGGCAUUGAGAGCCCCGGGAGAAGACUCCGCGGUCGCUACCUCCUCUGCCCAGGCCUCGGCCUUCCUGAGCCUCCCUCCUUCCUCUCCCGGGUCUUCUUCAGUUUUGAAGCCGGUGGCUUCGCUGCGGCCCUGCCAGACUUCUGAGAAUGGUGGGUGUGAAGCCGGUUGGGAGUGACCCGGAUUUCCAGCCGGAGCUGAGCGGCGCGGGCUCCAGACUCGCUGUGGUCAAGUUCACCAUGCGAGGGUGUGGACCGUGUUUAAGGAUUGCCCCAGCAUUCAGUUCUAUGAGUAAUAAGUAUCCACAAGCAGUAUUCUUGGAAGUAGAUGUACAUCAGUGUCAGGGGACACGGCUGCCACAACAUAUGAUCAGCACACCUACAUUUAUUUUUUCGAAACAAGUGAGAAUUGAUCAAUAUCAAGGAGCAGACGCUGUGGGACUAGAGGAAAAGAUCAAGCAGCACUUGGAAAACGACCCUGGAGCAACCGAGGACACAGAUAUUCCAAAAGGCUAUAUGGAUUUAAUGCCUUUUAUUAACAAAGCUGGCUGUGAAUGUCUUAAUGAAAGUGAUGAGCAUGGAUUUGACAACUGUUUACGAAAAGACAUGACCUUCUUGGAAUCUGAUUGUGAUGAACAGCUACUUAUUACCGUGGCAUUCAAUCAGCCUGUCAAGCUUUAUUCAAUGAAAUUUCAAGGGCCGGAUAAUGGUCAGGGUCCUAAGUAUGUAAAAAUUUUUAUCAAUCUACCCCGGUCUAUGGAUUUUGAAGAGGCAGAAAGAAGUGAGCCAACUCAAGCUCUGGAACUAACAGAGGAUGAUAUUAAAGAAGAUGGUAUUGUCCCACUUCGUUAUGUAAAGUUUCAGAAUGUUAACAGUGUAACUAUAUUUGUUCAGUCCAAUCAGGGUGAAGAAGAAACAACAAGAAUUUCAUAUUUUACUUUUAUUGGGACUCCAGUCCAGGCAACAAAUAUGAAUGACUUCAAACGAGUAGUUGGCAAAAAAGGAGAAAGCCACUAAGGUACAAAAGACACUGGAAGACCAUAUUGCAGUCAGAUCUACAGCUCCUGGAUAAUUGCUUGAUUCUCACCAGAGACUUUCAAUAUUUCGUUCAUUGCCAUUACCAAUAAAUCAUUGCUUUUGUUCAGAUGGUAUCACUAGUGUUUCUCUUGUAAUCUUAAUACAUGCAAUUGUAAAUAAAAGUAACUACUUUUGCCAAGCUUAAUUUUUGUUGUUCUAAAUAAGUAUUUUCCCUUUCCAUUUAUUUGAAAAUUGGCCAUCUUCUGAUUUUAGCAGAGACAUAAGUGUCUGGUAGCAUACUGAUCAAAAGACAGUUUCUCUCUUUAGAGGAGCAGAACUGUUUUAGGGAAUUAAGGAGUGUAUGUGCGCUCAUGUGCACACACACAGGAAAUGAUUUUGAUAAGUGGACUUGGAAUGGCUAACCAUGUUCCAAUGAGUAACUAACUCAUAUGUUUGUUAAACAGCAUUUGGGUAUCUGGGCUAUAGAAAUUACUCAAAUUAUAAACUAUCAGAAUUAAAUAAGUUUAAUGAGAUUUAACUGUUCUCACCUAAAACUAUUAGUUAAUGGGACCACAGAUUUUAAACCCUAUUGGAUAAACUUUUAAAAUUUGAGUUAUUUUCUUUACUAGUAGAGGUAUGUUGAAAUCUGACAGUAGGGAAAAAUAUAGUACUAUGAAUUCAUGAAGCAACAGGAAUUGAUCUCUUUUAAUCAAGCGUUUAAUAUUUUAACUACCAAAAGAUACAGUGUAAAUAUACAGAGAGCAUGUUAAGGUUGAAAAUGAAUUAGCCACAUAUAUAUGUUUAAAAGGUCUUUCACAAAAGGCUGGCAAGACAAAGCAUCUGUUCCUUAUUUUUUAAAUCUUAAACUGUAAUCUAGAAAAUAUUAAUAAAUUUAAUUUUUUAAUUUUUCUAUUUUUAAAAUUAAAUUUUUAAAUUUCUCAGUAUUUUAAAAAUUCAGUGUUUAAAAAGAGUACAUAAGACUUAAAAUUUUGAUUCAGUUGAUAAUAAAUUUGAGGACCUAUUUGUCUAGGACUUGGUCAAGAUACUGAUUUGCCUUUGAGUCACCAGUGUAUUUAUCCAUGUGUCUGAAAAAAAUUAUGCACAAGUUUUUGUGGUAAAAUAGUCACUUUCUGAAACCCCAAUGUCAUUAAAUAAUGUUUCGUUUCUUUGUAUGGAAGCACAUUAACUGGUCUGUGGUGAUGUCUGUUUCACGGUUAUGUUGCCUUGGGUCAAGGGGAAGCAGAAGGGCAAGAAAUAAAAUAAAAGUUUAUAACACUUCUUAAUAUAGACCAUCUCAGAUUGAUCACGUCUGAAAUUGAGUAAGAUUAAUAUCAAAAGUUUUGUUUUACACUUUUGUACACUUAACAACCUUUUUGGGUAAUUGUUCAAGGCCUCAUCUUAAGUAUUGGUGACCUCAUCCUAUUUAUACUUGACAAUUUGAAAACCCAGUGAAAAUAACUUCAUAUCUGUAAAGGACUGGGCAUCAGAUUUAUAUUGUUUAUGUGACUUUCUAUAACUUGCUUGCAAUAUACAAACAUUUCAUAAUUAUUCAAAUUGUAAGUAGUGAGAAAUGAAUGUUUAUAGGUAACUGUAACAUGUUUCACUAUGGGAAGUUUUACAAAUAAACAUGCAUAGUUAACAUUAUUUAAGUUACCAAGCUGAAAUGCUGAUGUUUUCUCCUAAAACUGUGUGUGUGUGUACACACACACACACAUAUAUACAUAUUUAUAUGUAACACUGAAUUUUCCAGAUGAAUAGGAAGAGCAUUUAUUGUAUUGUAAUUGUAGCCAUCCAUUACAUAGUAUUUUCUAGAAAGCAGAUAUUAGGUUUAUUGUCUGUUUUGUCAGACAUAGCAAAAACCAGAACAAAACCACAAAUACCCCACAAAACUUUUCUCUUGAUUUGACUUAUAUUUUACAUCAGGAUGCAUUAUCUGGUGUGAAACAAUAAUGAAAUAGCCUAUCUAUAAUAGAAACAAAAAUAUUUCAGUACAGAGUCUUUGUCAGCAUAAGGCUGAGGGCAAAGAGUAGCACGCAGGCUACCAUACUCUUAUGCCCACGGAAGACAUUUACGCUCCAUUUUGGUCAGGUUAUCCCCCAAUCUCGUUUUGUUGUAGGUAGCUACUUAAUCUGCUGGAGUUGACAGACGUGUGAGUUGAAACCUGUCUGCUGUCUUUGUCUCAAGGCCUGAGGAUGUAUACUACAUUUCUUGCAGCAUUUACAGGUGUGCUGUUACUGUACAUUUGGGCUCAGUAUUUUAUUUAUAGCUGCCAUCAAUACACUUGACAUGGCGAGGGUGCUUUUUAACCUAAAACAGUUCAAAUCUUCCUAUCUUCCUCUUAAUGUCUAAGAUAAAUCUUUAAUUCUGUAAUGAGAAGGAAGCAUUGGAGUUAAGUAGAUUAGUAAACUUACACUCUCUCCUUUGUGAGUUUUAAAGAAUGAAAGAAAUUUAGGGGUUACCCAUAUUGCUUGUAUUAAUAUUUAUAUAGUUUGGUAGAUUAUGUUUUGUGUAGGUGUAUAUCUCUUCUGAAAUUGGUCAUUUCUAACCUUAGAUCCUUUUUUUUUUUUGGAAAAGUAAUUUAGAAUAAGAAAUCUAUUCCCUGAACACUAAAGGAGAACUUUGAGGAAUAUCGUGUUCACUUAGCUUUAACAUCUCAUUGGUUAGAGGUGAUAUUCUGUAUUUUAGAAAGAUUGCCAAACACAUUGUUUUGUAAUAUACAUGUAGCAUGUUUGUUAAGUAAGUGAUUUUAAAAUAUUGAAUAUUUUAUUUCUCAAGCCUAUUGCCUAAGGCAGAAUAUUGAUGUCAUUUUAAGCAUAUUUUCACAUCAAGUUUUAUUUUUAUUUUUAGAUUUUUUCUUUUAUUUUUAAAAUUUUAUUUUUUUAAUUUUGAUUGGAGUAUAGUUGAUUUACAAUGUUAUGUUUUAGGUGGCCAACAAAGUGAAUCAGUUACACAUAUACAUAUAUACACUCUUUGAGAUUCAUUUCACAUAUAGGCCAUUACAGAGUAUUGAGUUCCCUGUGCUAUACAGUGGAUGCCUAUUAUCUAUUUUAUCUAUAGUAGUGUGUAUAUGUCAAUCCCAGUCUCCCAGUUUAUCCCUCCCCCCCUUACCCCCGGUAACCAUAAGUUUGUUUUCUAUAUUGUUUUAUUUUUAUAUUAAUACUUUUUUUUUUAAUAUGUCCUACCUCUAUAAGAUUAAGUGGGCAGAGUGGAGAUUUUACAGGCAAAUAAAAUUACUUUUCAACUCUGUGGUCCAUGCAAAAUUAUUAAUUGGAGAAUGUAGCACUAAACUAGGCCCAUAAGGUAACUUUAGAAUUUAUAUAUUCUACUAAAAUUGUACACAUCUUAGAAUAAUAUUAAGAUCUUGCUAUGUAACCCUAAAUCUGCUCGGGUAUUUCUCCUUCCUCUGUAUACUUGCUAUGCUUCUCCAUGGGAAGAGGAAGUUUACUUAGGAAUCCUGGUAAGUUGAACAGGCCAGAAUUAGUUGUGAAACAUGAUUUAUUGUUUUAUACUCGGACAUACAUUUAAGAUAUUGACACAUGCUACUCAGGAGCAGCAUCUUUGAAGUUUGUAUCUCUGCUUCUACUUCUAAGCUGUGUCAUGUCAAGCGAGCAACAUCCUUAGGAGCUUGAGUUUCCUCGAGUUAAAAAUAGGAACAUUACCUCUUAGGCUUCUUGUGAAGAUGAAAUGGAUAAAGAUCAAGGAUACUUUGGAUCAAGGAUAAAGAGUUGUCUUCUGUGCCCUGCUCCCCCAUCAAGGAUUUGGAUCAAGGAUAAAGAGUUGUCUUUGGAUCAAGGAUAAAGAGUUGUCUUCUGUGCCCUGCUCCCCCAUCUCGCUGCCACAGCUUUGGGGCAUCAUUUUUUGCUAAGUGUAGUGCAGUAGCCUCCUGGUUGUCUCCUAGCCUCUGACCUGGCCUCUGUAAUGUGUCCUCCACAUGGCUGCUAGUUUGCCUUUUGAGGUCUUCCUGUGAGCCCUCCCUCUCCAUCCUUCUCUAUCCCCCAAACCCCACUCAUUUCCCCUUGUGUGGUGCACCUUACUAGCAGUUACCAGAAUGUACUCUGAUAUCUAAUGCCUUCCUCUGACCUAACUUGUCCACCAGACAAAUUCCUACUUAUCUACAAGGCUCAGUACAAGAAAAACUGAUAGAAGUAACACAUAGUGAUUGUGUAAGCCUCCUCUGCUGCCGCAGCACCCUGGCACCCUGGUACAUAGCAGACUGCAUUGUAAUUAUUUGUAGUCUUAUUUAUAGGCUUAUCAGCAGUAAUGCCAGGACUUGUCCCUAGUACCAAACCAAAGUUACUUUGGUCUCUGUCACCAGUAAAGUAUUGAACCAAUUCUCAGGUUCCAAGAGGGGAUGCUGGAGGUAAAUCUGAGAGGUUGUAGGAAUCUGCAGUUUAGCAAGGUAAGGAAGAGAGCUCAGCAGAGUAAAGGAAGAGCGCAUGCUGUGUACAUAAGAAGGCUGAGAAACAAGAUUUCUGAGGUGAGGGAGGAGAUGAAGCUGGAAGAGCAAGUAGAAACCAUGGCAUGAAGCUCUUCUUGUGAAAGAGAUCAGGCUAUCCUUAGUUUAUGGGAAGAGAAGGAAGCAGAGAGGAGUCCACAAUGAUGCAAAAGUGUUUCACUUUUAUAUGUAGAAAUGUUGGUUCUUAGGAAAAGCAGCAAGUUGGGAGGGGAAGAUGAAUAUAGUUUUGGAUACAACAUUGCCUUGAGCAAUGUAUCAUGAUUUUUUUGGCUUUAAGGUGGAGUUGUCUAUUAGGUACACAGGCAGGAAUGUGGUUUUAGAUCUUAGGGCCAGAAUUAGGGAACCAGGAGUCAUUUAGGUCAUGAAAGUUGAAAUAGGUGUAUGAAUGGGAGCAUCUAGAGAGAAUACAAAGGGGGAGAAGGAAACUAAGGAGCAAAUACUAGGGAAUACUAAAAAAUAUAUAGAAUUAGCUAAAGAGGAGCCUGAGAGCAGACUUAAGUAGGAAGGAAAAACAGGAGUUAGUAAAGUGGUGCUAAACAAAUUCAAGAGGGAGUAGACAUCAUCAAAUGUAGAAAUAGUGAAAUUAGUAAGGAUAUCCAGUUGUCAAUCCAUUAAGCUGUGGAAACAACCUUUGUAGUGCUUAUUAGAAUCAUUAAUUAUAUUAAUAAUCUUUUGGUUGAAGGUGGUAUCAGCAGACAGCUGGAUUCUGAAACCCUUCCGGCAAAGGAAUUGCGAAGCUUUCAUAGUCUAUCAUUGAACACAGUUUUACAUGACAAUUAGCAAGGCAUGGAGAUUGAUGGCAACAUUCCAUAAAAGAAUAUGAAAUACUGCUUUGAAGAUGUUGUUAAAGGCUUUAGUCUUUCCUUAUAAUCAGGGGCUUUUUCUCCUGUAUUUUGUUUGUAAUUAUAACUUUUGUCCCAUCAGUCAUUCUGGCACAUUCUUUAGUGACUACUUUUAUUCUCUUAAAAGUUUUUGAUUUUACAAAGGUAAUUCCUCUGUCAGAUUCCUUAGUAAUAAGAUUUCUAAUUUUAUAGGGUAAUAUUGAAUGUACAAAUGGUUAAAACCUGCUUUUCUGCGUUUUCCAGUCAGUAAUAGAGAACUCCUUUACUGGGUCCCUAUAAUCUCCCUGUGACCAAGGACAGUAAAAAUAGUGGGGCAGUUUCAUUUCCCUGACCACACAAUUCCCUCAAAAGAGUCAACACAUUGACAGCAUUAGGAAUGCUUCUAGGAGGGAGUAGCCUUGACUGCAGGUGACUUUUAAGUUUAAAAAUGGGUACGUAACUCAAAAAAGGGCAAUUGGCAGAGGGCCUGGGGUAAGCGUACAGGCCAACUCAAACCACUGGGCUAGGCUCGUACAGAAGUAAACAGGUGUCCCUUAAAAGGUAAGGUGAAUAGGCGUCACUUCAUCUGAUUUUUUUACUUGAGUCUAGCACUGCAAGGAGAAGAUAUUUGGGUGUUCACAUUUUGGUUUGCGUUUUUACUUUUUAAGGAAAAAAUUCCUGGAGUUAAAAUUUUUUAACCCACAGUUUAUAUAAGAGGAAGCUUUGUUGCUUCCUUAACUUACUAAUCAAAAUAUAGACUCCAUUGAAUUUGGAAAUGCUAAAAACUUUGGUCCAACAUACUCAUUUUUCAGAGUACCCUGAUGCAAUUGUUAUCAGAACUCUCCAAUCCAUGCAUGCCAUUUCAGGAGUUACCUGUUUUUAUGGACAUAUAACUUUAUCACCUUUGUUGAAAAUAAUGAACUGUACAAGCCUACUUCUGGACAGUCUGUUCUGUCCCGUAGAUCUAUUUGUCUACUGUUAGGUAUAACAGUUUUGAUUACUUUAGCUUUGUACUGUGUUUUGAAGUCAUGUAGUAUAAUUCCUCCAACUUUCUUCAUAACCAAGAUUUUUUUGUUGUUAGUUUAGGUUCUUUGCAUUUUCACUUUAGAAUCAUCUUAUCAAUUUUUAAAAAAAGCUUUAUGAUUGAUUGCCUUGAAUAUAAUGUCUUCCAAUCUAUGAACAUGGUAUGCAGUAUAUUUAUAUAGUACAUAUUUAUAUAAUAUGUAUAUCUCCAUUUAUUUAGAUCUAAUUUCUCAAGGCAAUGUUUUAUAGUUUUCAAUAUGGAGGUCCUUUUUAUUUAUUUAUUUAUUUAUUGCAGUACGCGGGCUUCUCACUGUUGUGGCCUCUCCCGUUGCGGAGCGCAGGCUCAGUGGCCAUGGCUCAUGGGCCCAGCCGCUCUGCGGCAUGUGGGAUCUUCCCGGACCGGGACACGAACCCGUGUCCCCUGCAUCGGCAGGCGGACUCUCAACCACUGCGCCACCAGGGAAGCCCUGGAGGUCCUUCUUUCAUUAGAUUUAUUUAUAGCUAUUUGAUGUUUGUUGACGUUAUUGUAAAUAGAAUUUUAAACAUUUCAUUUCCCAAUUGUUUGCUACUAGCAUAUAGUAAUACAGUUAAUUUUUGUAUAUUGACCUUGUAGUCUGUCACUUUCGUGAACUCCCUUAUUAGUUCUAAUGACUUAAAAAAAUAGAUUCCUUAUGAUUUUCUAUAUGAACAAUCAUCAUAUGCAAAUAGAGUUUUAAUUAUUCCUUUCUAAACUUUGUAUCUUUUUUUUUUUUUCUUACCAUAUUGCACUGCUUAGGGGUUCCAGUACAGUGUUAAAUAAAAGCAGUGAGAGUAGGGACUUCCCUGGUGGUCCAAUGGUUAAGAAUCUGCCUUCCAAUGCAGGGGACGCAGGUUUGAUCCCUGGUCAGAGAACUAAAAUCCCACAUGCCGCGGGGCAACUAUGCCCGCGUACUCUAGAGCCCGUGCACCACAACUAGAGAGACUGUGUGCCACAACUACUGAUCCUGUGUGCUCUGGAGCCCACACACUGCAACUACUGAGCCUGCACGCCACAACUAGAGAGAAGCCCGUGCGCUGCAAUGAAAGAUCCUGCAUGCCACAACUAAGAUCCUGCGUGCCGCAACUAAGACCCCACACAGCCAAAUAAAUAAAAAAUAUUUUUUAAAAAAGUAGUCAGAAUAAACAUGCUUGUUUUGUUCUUGAAUUAGAGGGAUAGCACUUAGUGUUUCACUAUUAAGUGAUUUUAGUUUGAGAAAUGUCCUUUAUCAAACUGACAAAGUUCCUUUCUAUUUCUAUUGCUUGAAUUUAAAAAAAAAAUCAUGAAUAGGUGAUAAAUGUUGCCAAGUAGUUUUUUGCAUCUAUUGAGAUGAUUAUGUGUGUUUCCUUCUUUAUUCUGUUAAUAUGGUGAAUAAUAUAGAUUUUCAAAUGUUAAACCAACCUUUUCGUUGCAUUAGCUGUACUUGAUGUAUUAUUAUUUUCAUAUAUUGCUGGAUUAAAUUAGCUAAAUUAGUUUGCUGAGGAUUUUUUGCAUCAUGAAAAGGGAGAAAGAAGUGAUCAUCUGGAAAGGAGAGACAUGAAAAGUCACACAGUAUGACCUCUUUUUUCUGACUUAUUUUUUUUCAACCUGAUUAUUUUUAGAUUUACUCAUGUUUUUGUGUAUAUUUACAGGUUAUUCUGUUUCGAUGCUGAGAAGUAUUCUAUUGUGUAUAUCAAAAUUUAUUCAUUCACCUGUUGGUCAGAAUUUGAGCUGUUCUUAAUCAGUCUCACUGAAGAUUUAUCAAUUUUAUUGGCUGUUUUAAUGAAACAAAUUUGGUUUUAUUGAGUCUGUAUUUUGUGUGUUUUUUCUGAUCCAUUAAUUUAUGUUUUUAUAUUUCCUUUUCUAUAGAUUUCUUUAUAUUUAUUUUACUUUUUUUUCUACUUCUUGUAGUGGAGACAUCUCACUUUUCAGCUUUAUUUUUAAAAUAAAUGCUUUAAAUCUA
Molecule: messenger RNA, 9389 nt
Organism: Globicephala melas (long-finned pilot whale)
Lineage: Eukaryota; Metazoa; Chordata; Mammalia; Artiodactyla; Delphinidae
Gene: TXNL1
Product: thioredoxin like 1
Cellular component (GO): cytosol
Molecular function (GO): protein-disulfide reductase activity
Source: RefSeq, a predicted model, not a curated record